This is a messenger RNA of Canariomyces notabilis, 1515 nucleotides long. RefSeq names its product alpha/beta-hydrolase. The record is from RefSeq and is a predicted model, not a curated record. NCBI's taxonomy places the organism in Eukaryota, Fungi, Ascomycota, Sordariomycetes, Sordariales, Chaetomiaceae. The transcript is spliced from 3 exons. The coding region runs from base 152 to 1126 and encodes 324 amino acids. Gene Ontology annotation, molecular function: hydrolase activity.
CAGCUUCCUUUGGAGCUCCAACACUUCGAGGCCUGGUCAGCCUCUCUUCAUCUUCAGACAGCGUUCCAGUGCGGCCCUGAAGGUGCCAUUCCAAAAUUUUCUCACCACCGCUGCACGACAGAAGUUGAUCAUCUUAGUCAACCCAUCUACCAUGGCCGACCCAGAGGUAGCUGCCAAAGCUCCCGAGAGCGAUGCCCAGGCGACUGCGCCUACCUCCAGCGAGACUCCCCAACCGCCCAUGGGCGAGCACUGCACGUCGAACAGACCAACACCAGUUGGGCAGGCCUCAACAGGCGAGAUUACCAAGCUCAAUGACGUAGAUGUCUACAUCUCCAAGCCCCCCGACUACCCCCACACUCCCUCCCGCCUCCUCCUGCUCCUGACGCCCGGCACGGGGCUGCACAGCGUCAACAACCAGAUCCAAGCCGACCGCUUCGCAAGCGAGGGCUACGUGGUGGUGAUGCCGGACCUGUUCGCGGGGGAUCCGGCGCCCAACAGCAGCACGGCGGCCGAGGUGGCGGCCGAGGCCAGCAACGAGACGCCGUCGCUGCUCGACACAUUCAAGAUCAAGGCGGCCGAGGCGGCCAAGUCGUUCCUGAUCGACAUGUGGCUGGCGCGGCACACCGAGGAGAAGGUUCUGCCCAUCCUGCACCGUGUGCUCGACGCCUGCCGCGACGAGUUCGCCGACGCAAUCUCCCAAGGCGGCGGCGCCUACGCAGUCGGGUACUGCUUUGGCGCCCGCUACGUGAUUCUCCUCGCUGCGCAGCGGCCUGCCUCUUCCACGAGAGGAGGAGGAGGGGAUGAGGAGGCUGCCAAGCCAAACACGGAAGGCCCGUAUAUCAAGGCUGGCGCGCUCGCGCAUCCUACUUUGGUGUCCAAGGGGGACUUUGUCGGGUUGAAGGCGCCGGUCAGUGUGGUUUCGGUAGAGAAUGACCCCCUGUUUCCGGAUGAGGUUAGGAUUGCUGGGGAGGAUUAUAUGAGCGCGAAUGGGGUUGAGCACGAGGUGCAGGUUUACCCAGGGGUACCACACGGAUUCGCCGUUGUGGGGGAAUACGAGGAUCCGAACAUCAAGAGUGCGCAAGCGACUGCGUUUGAUCAGAUGCUGAAAUGGAUUCAGGAGCAUUGAGUGGAAGCCGGACAUUCACUCUUAAGGCGUUUGGGUUGGGAUGGGAUUUGGCUUGUUCAAAGACUUUUUCUGCAGGCGGCAGUUGCCAUACGUUGCUGUUGCGUAUCACUGUUUUUCCCCUUUUCCAUAUCAAGCUCGUUUUUGAGGGCUGGUCGGGCAGCCCUAUGAGAUUGUGGAUACAAUCUUGCCCGUUGUCUUGUUCUGCUCAAGGAGCUUAUGCGCCUGCACAAUCUCUUCCCAUGGCAAGACGGUAUCGAUCAGGAUCUUCAGCUCCCCGCUGUCAAACUUGGGCAGGUACUCCUCCAAACGGUCCCUCAGCUUACCCUGGUAUUCCUCAUCACGACUCCUCAAGGUGCUACCCUCGACGCGCGCCCGCUUGUAGAGUAGUU